Clonostachys rhizophaga is the source of this 567-nucleotide messenger RNA. NCBI's taxonomy places the organism in Eukaryota, Fungi, Ascomycota, Sordariomycetes, Hypocreales, Bionectriaceae. The record is from the annotation of a GenBank genome assembly.
AUGUCUAUAUGCGCACCUUGUCGAGCCGCCAUACGGCAGGCAUUCAGAAGCCAAAUCAUCGCAAAGCACGCCUCAUCGACCAAUUCACAUUCAACUGCACACACCAUCCUCUCGAAGCCUUCAUGGUCAGUCCGCUCACACCUUGGCUCGGCCGACAAUCCCAGCGAGAAGAUCUCGCCGGCACAGCUCAACCACCUCCUCCGCCUGGCCGCCCUGCCCCCGCCCAGGGACAAGGCCGAGGAGGACUCCAUGAUCGAGACGCUGCAGAGCCAGCUCCGGUUCGUGCGGGCGGUGCAGCGAGUGGAAACCACGGGAGUCGAACCGCUACGGGCCAUCCGCGACGAGACAGAGCAAGGCACGCGGGAGAACACAGUAUCCUUGGAUACCUUAAAGACGCUGCUCGAUGAAGAGGAAUUAGUUGGACAUUACAAGCGGUCUCGUAGGGUUAGAAGCAAGCUAGACUCAGAGGCUGAGAAUUGGGAUGCACUGAGCACGGCCUCCAAGAAGGCCGGUCGGUUCUUCGUGGUCCAGAGUAACAAGAAGAAUGCGGACGAAGGAUCCGGAUAA